GCUCAUGGUUUCAGUCUGAGGAGGUUUAGUGUUCUCAAGCUCUGAACACAUGUUCAGACGUUAGAGCAGCCUUUGCCAGUUUUCUUCAGAAAUCUAGACCAUUUAAUUCAUUUAAUUGUAUUAAUAUAGGGAUAAUUCUUUAUUAGACAUAGGUCUACUUUUUAUUAUUAUGUAUACUUUUAUCCAGUUUGGAUGCACAUGAAUGCCUCUUUUCAUAUUCUUUGCACUCAUUUAAAAUUUGUGUAAGUGCACUUACACCGAUUUUGAUGGUUGGAAUACAACUUAGAACCUUUGAUUUGUUGGAAAAACUGUAAAAAAAAAGGACUGCAUCAUCACUUUCAUCAUCGGGCUGAGCAUCAGGAACGGCAUCACCUGGCGGGCAUCCUGAGAAAGAAAUCAUGAAAGACAAUGGCGGAUACGAGAACCAGCUUUUCAAAGAUGAGGACUUCAUGGGCGAGGAGGAGGAGAUGCCUUCUUUCAGAGGUCGUUCAAGAGUUGGCUGUAUGAAAUGUCAGCAAAGCCACUCUCUCCAGCUGGCUGUCAAAGUCCUGUAUGGUUUUGUUGCUUUCCUCAUCAUAACUGUUGCAGUUCUGGCAUCACUUGUGUUCAGAAAGGUGGACAAUUUGUCAGAAGAAGAAUCAGCAUACAACAAGAAGAUUGUAAAAGUUCAAGAAGGAAUAGAAGAUCUGAGGUCUGUUUCUAACAGUUCAGACUGCCUGGAUGUCUCCUUUUACAGUGAAGAGAUCAACAGGCUAAAGAGAGAAUUUGAAGACAUCCAGAAGAUGAUACUGGGUCAAGAGCAGUUCCUGGAUCAGGCUUCCCAAACACAAACCACUAUAAAAGCCGCAAGCAACAAGCUGACACGGGAAGUCCAAAACCACCUCAUGUCACUGAAGCUCCUCAACCAGUCUCUGGAGAGAUUCACAAAUCAGGUGGCAGGUUGGAAGGAGGUGAUUGAUGAAACAGAGGAAAAGAUGACAUCUCUGACGGAGGAUCAGUAUGACGUAAUAGCAACGGCACAACAAAUUAACACAACAGUGGCACUGAGCACAAUGUGGAUAGAUGCCCUCCAAAAAAAAGCAGACGAUGAGACUGCUGUUCUCCAGCAGUUUACGAGCGAUUGGCAGAACUACAGUCGAGUUCUGAGCACCAUCAAAUCCAACAUUAGCAGCACCUCUCAAAAAAUGCGUUUCCUUCAGAACAGCAUCAUAAUAGAUCAGCAGAGAAUGGCCAUGUCCUCUGAGGUGAUCUACGACCUUACACAACAGGUUAUGAACCUCCAGAUGCAACUUGACAAUGUGACUUCUCUCAUGGAUGAAAACGAGGAGAACAUGCAUGAUCUUCAUUAUCACUCAAGGUAUUACGAGAACCGAACAGGUGAGCGUUUCUCAGCCUUAGAUGGCCGUUUGAACUCUAUCGAGAUGGAGAUUGACACCAUUGCCUCAAGCAUUAACGCCACCGUCAGCCACGUCCAGAGCAUGUACAAAUACAUCAAUGUUGAGAGCUCCUCCUGCAAGAGUCGCCUGGGCAGACACACUGAAGACCUACAGAACAUGAACACCACAGUUUUCUUACUGCUGAACUUGGCCAGCACGCUGAAGCAGCAGAACAUGCUGCUAAAUAAUCGACUAGAUAUAGAUGUAAGGAACCUGUCAAUGGUGAUGGAGGAGAUGAAGCUGGUUGAUGUUUUUCACAUAAACCUCAUAAACAAUUUCACUAUACUUAAAGGUGCUCCUGGGCCACCUGGGCCCAAAGGAAACCGUGGUGAGAGUGGCCCAAAAGGACCCAUGGGACUGACUGGCAGUAAAGGUGACAGAGGCCCUCUAGGAAGUCGUGGAACCAGUGGUGUGAAGGGUUCUCUUGGUCCCAAGGGCACACCAGGUGAGCCAGGCCCAAUUGGCAGCAGAGGGCCCCCAGGCAUGAAUGGAGCCAGGGGGCCAAUUGGUCUACCAGGCCCCAAAGGGGAAAGGGGCCAAAAAGGGGAUAUGGGUUCUUCUGGCCCUGAUGGCUUACCUGGGCCUGAAGGACCUCCAGGGAUCAAGGGCCAAGUAGGGCUACCUGGAAUCACUGGGCAUACAGGUCCAAGAGGAAAACCUGGGCCAGCAGGGCCGCCUGGAUCACCAGGUAAACCUGGACCUCCUGGCUUGCCGUACAUGCAUGACCGCACAAACAGGCCUCAACAGCAAACUGUGACACCUGCUUCCGGGGCCAAGAGACAAUAGAGAAGAAAAGAGUCUGAUGGUCAUGUUGUUUUCAUACCAAGAAGCUGAGGAAUGAUCAGACAUAAACUGAUAUACUGAUUUUAAUUGAUAAGUAUUCAUUAAUUGGUUUGUAUAAAGUCAUGAAGACUGAAUAAAAAAUGCAACAGACCAGCUUCAGGAUGUAAUUUGACAAGACUUGGCUAUAAAAAACAAAAUAAGGAAGACCAAAGCAGCUUAAUUACUGCAUGAGUAAUUGCUGAGAAAUGAAAAAACAUAUAAGCAAAAAUUUGACUUUAUAUCCUUGGGUUCUUCAUACAGCUCAUGUGUAUCAACCAAAUUAGCUAGUAAUAAGUAACCUAAUAAAUAUUUUGAUUAGAAUGUACCUGAAGAAAAGAAUGUGACUUAUGGGUUUGUUAAGGCAACAAACAUUUUAAAACUAGGAUGGAAACCACAAAUUUGGAAAGAGCAACCAGAUGUUAAUCACUUGAAGUUAAAAAAUGAUCUGCUUCUUUACUAUACACAGAAAAAAUCCACUUUAGAGCACUUUAUUAAUUCUAAAAACUGACACUUAAAGAUAGAUUUCAGAGCAGGUACUCUGAAGACACUUUCAUCACCUGGCUGGUGUUUGAGAGAAAAUGAAGAAAUAACCUUCAGUCUGUUUUCUUGAUUUUAAAAUAGAAAGCCCAUGAGGAGACACUGACAAUAAAUAAAAAAAACAAUUGGUUUCGUGAGAUGCUAUCUGACACACCUGAGAGCCAUUUCUGGUGCUAAAGUAAACUUUCUAAUAUUCACAAGAAAGUAUUAAGUGUUCAUGUGAAGAACCAUGUGAGCGCUAGGUCCUUGUUACCAAUGUGAAAAAAAUUGCUGUGAGUUCAAACUACUAUGCAGAAUGGCUGCACAAGCGUUGGCUAGUCCUGCCAAGUGCGGGGAUGAGCGGAGGGGGUUAAGCGGGGGUGUGGUCAGAAGGAUGAGGGAAACUAGCUUAACUUGACAUAUUGAAACAUGGAGAGUGAGCAGAGCGACGCUGGUAGUUUUGAGGUGGAGGAUUUCUCACCCCUCUCGUCACCGGAGGUAAAGAGAGGCUUAAUGGAGUCCAGCGGGCCUGAGCCUUAUCAGCUGGUACCAAUGGCUUAAGGUGCUGACUCGGCGAUGCCCAAAGCCGGUGCUGCUGCAGAAGUGGAGGAGCAGUUCCAAUUCCUGACUCACCACAAGGGCGUGUGUCUGAGUGAGACGGUUUUAUACCCGAGUGCAUGUGCUGUAACAUAAGCAUGUACCAAGCUGUACCAUUUGAACCAAUAGUAAAAUUCAACUGCAGUUACCACCGUUCAACCCAAAGAGGGCAGCACUAAGCACAAUUAAACAAGUUUACAUGAAAUUAAAAAAAUAGCACAGUAACAUAAGGCCUAGUUUGUACAGUUUAUCUGCAAAGAAAGUUGAUUUGGGGUUUAGUUCCUCUUAAAAACUUUUAGUUAAACCUAAAUUUAACACAAGUUCAAGUACAAAUCUGUUGAAUGAGAAAGUUUCCUUUAAGAACCAGAAACCUGUUUGGUGUGCACAAGAAACUACAAUUGUUUUCCAGUGUUCCAACUUAGCAAGUACAUUUAAUGUGUGUUUAGAAACGUCUAGUGAUUCCUUUUAAAGACAAUGCAACUUCAGCUGUUGUUGAAGAAGUUUGGAAGCUCUGAUGUGAAGCACGGGUUGUUCUCACCAAUCAGCAAGUGCUACUUUUGGCCCCUCCCCCAUCCCAAAGCAGUCACUAGCUGCCUAGUCCUCUUACAGCAGUCCCUCCCAGCUGGAACCCAUCCAUAUCCAGAGUGCAAAUCAGUUGCCCUGCGUGAAGUCAUUACAGUCAUUCAUGAACUGAAAGAAAAAGUAAUUAUUUUAAGAGGAAUCAGGUUUCAAUGCUUUCUUGACAUUAAACAGAUUGAUGUCAAAAAAAUGCUAAUAAUACGGAUUGUCUCUAAGUGUUGUAGGAAUAACAGCUUAAUGGUGGUUAUAUGCUUGUGAAGAGUCUCCGUCUACCAGGACAUGGUAAAUCCGACAAAGGGUUGAAACUUCUUCAAAUACAAGUACUGAAGUCCAGUUGUUUUGUUUUUUACCCUGUUUUGGAAUUAAUGGUGGUUGAACAAGUCUUAUUCAAACCCAUGGAGCAGCUAAAGCCAUAAAGCCAUUCUUCCUCCAGUUUUUAUCUAAAACAUGUUUUGGUAAUCCCCAGCUUAAAUAGCUAACUAAUGAGAAAGGAUUCAUCAUCUCACCUUAGUUUUGGAAAUAAAAUAAAUGAAAAUACUUAACAAAUUUAAAAAAAUGUAAACAUAAAAAGGCAAAUAUGUCAUGAAUAGGUAUAUUUGUAAAUAUGUAAUGAGAAAAAAACAUCAAAUUAGUAGUUACAAUACAGUUAGUUGAUGGCAUAGUUAAAUAUCAUGAUCUUGUUUAUAUUCAUUUAUGUGUUUAAAAAUGUAAAAAAAAAUGUAAAGCAUCUAUUUUUUGUAAUCUCUUGUUGUGAUGAAAUGCAACUGGUUUGCGUUGAACUUCAAUAAAAACACUUGUUUUUUCA
This is a messenger RNA of Girardinichthys multiradiatus, 4755 nucleotides long. RefSeq names its product scavenger receptor class A, member 3 (gene scara3). Bases 399 to 2222 code for a protein of 607 amino acids. Lineage: Eukaryota; Metazoa; Chordata; Actinopteri; Cyprinodontiformes; Goodeidae. The transcript has 12 exons. The record is from RefSeq and is a predicted model, not a curated record.